Messenger RNA from Monomorium pharaonis (pharaoh ant), 1080 nucleotides. RefSeq lists its product as uncharacterized. Gene Ontology annotation, biological process: DNA integration. NCBI's taxonomy places the organism in Eukaryota, Metazoa, Arthropoda, Insecta, Hymenoptera, Formicidae. The record is from RefSeq and is a predicted model, not a curated record. The transcript has 3 exons. The coding region runs from base 1 to 1080 and encodes 359 amino acids. Gene Ontology annotation, molecular function: nucleic acid binding.
AUGUCACCAGUGGAAACGGUAUCCGGUCCCGCACGAGGGUUGACCGCCUUUUCCGAACCUUACGUAUUGAUGGCUGCCGAGUGGUGGCCUUACAAAGUGAACGGUGUCCCGGUCUUCGAAGUCCUUAGCGGUAACUGUCGAUGUAAACCAAUUGCGUCGGAAGCGAGGAUGGGAGAUUUGCCGCCUCCUCGGGUAGUGCCGUCGCGACCAUUUUUUAAUUGCUGGGUUGACUACGCCGGUCCACUAACAGUGCGGGAAGGUAAACGUCGGAACGCUCGAAAUACUAAGGCAUACGUGUCUGUAUUUGUAUGCUUAGCCACUAAGGCAAUUCACCUUGAGCUGGUGAGCGACUUAACGACGGAGGCCUUCUUAGCCGCCCUUAAGCGUUUUAUUUCGCGACGGGGCAAACCAUUAGCAAUGUACUCAGAUAACGGUACAAAUUUUAAGGGAGCGUCACAACAGCUCACAGAGCUGCACGCGUUUUGCAAUGCAAACGAGAGACGAGAGGAAAUAAAACGUUUUUGUUGUGAUUCCGAAAUGUCGUGGCAUUUUAUUCCACCAGGCGCGUCGCAUUUCGGUGGUCUAUGGGAGGCGGCGAUAAAGUCCGCGAAGCAUCAUCUUCAUCGUAUCGUAGGUAACGCGCAUCUAACUUUUGAGGAAUUGCAAACUGUUCUUUGUGAAAUAGAGGCUAUACUUAAUUCACGUCCAUUAACGCCGCUGAGUUCUGAUCCGAAUGAUUUAACUUAUAUCACACCGGGACAUUUUUUGAUUGGUGACGCGUUAAACGGAGUCGAGCAGCUCCAACAACACUUUUGGAAUUGGUGGAGCCGCGAAUACUUAAAUAAUUUGCAGCAGCGGCACAAAUGGAAGGAGAAUAAGGGCGAGCAGCUGUCGAUCGGCCGAAUGGUGCUCGUGGGGCGGUCUGCAAUACUACCAAUGCAAUGGAUACUUGGCCGAGUAAGCGAGACGCAUCCUGGAACCGACAGCGUCGUAAGAUCGGCUACUAUAAUCACAUCCAAGGGAAGCAUCAUCCGACCAUUGUCCAGGCUUGCAAUAUUGUCGCUGGAGGAAGACAAAUGA